AUGCCGGCGUUCCCCCACCAGACGAUCGUGGACUUUGCCACGGCGGCCGACGCGUCCGCCACGCAGCAGCAGCUCCUGCACGUGCACAACAGCUGUGGCUUCUGUGCAGAGUCUGCCGUGCCGGUGCUGGAAGCGUACUUGGCUGAACAAGUGCAGGCCUCGAGCGUCGAUGUGGAUGCGAACUUGGCUCUGCUCAAGUUGUACCAGUUGUACCCAUCGACACUGAAGGCAGCGACCGUCGCCACGGUUCUGAUCAAGGGCGUCAUGGCGCUCCCGUCCACGUUCUUCACGGGCGCGUCGACUAUGGUCCCUGAGAGCAUUCGCGAGGACGCGGAUGUAUCGGCAGUGCUUGACACGGGCUUUAUGCUCCAGUCGUGUCUCUUCGAAGACUUUUGGAAGAAGGACGUGGCGUUUGCAUCCCACGUGCCGGGCUUUCUGGAGUCAGUGCGCGCCUACAUCUUGAUGGCCGUCUACCGCAGCUGCAGUGUCGUUUCCACGGACGUUUUCAAGGCCAAGCUCAAUGUGUCGGACCAGCAAGUGGCUGACAUUGUCGCUGCCGAGCAGUGGACGGUUGCGGGUAAUUUAAUUCACAUCAAGCCCAAUGAGCACAAUCAGAUGCAAGCGAAGAAGGUUCAGGAGAAGAUCCAGUACGAGGACGUGCUCAAGGUCAUCCACGUUCUUUCUAAAUAG
Messenger RNA from Hyaloperonospora brassicae, 690 nucleotides. The record is from the annotation of a GenBank genome assembly. NCBI's taxonomy places the organism in Eukaryota, Oomycota, Peronosporomycetes, Peronosporales, Peronosporaceae.